Parasteatoda tepidariorum (common house spider) is the source of this 996-nucleotide messenger RNA. It is a transcript of the gene PTPMT1, whose product is annotated as protein tyrosine phosphatase, mitochondrial 1. Gene Ontology annotation, biological process: protein dephosphorylation. Gene Ontology annotation, molecular function: phosphatidylglycerophosphatase activity; phosphatidylinositol-4,5-bisphosphate 5-phosphatase activity; phosphoprotein phosphatase activity. Lineage: Eukaryota; Metazoa; Arthropoda; Arachnida; Araneae; Theridiidae. The record is from RefSeq and is a predicted model, not a curated record.
UACAUAAUGGCAACAUUUUUGCUAUGUUUAGAAUGCAUUUAGCAGCUGGCAGUUGGCAGACGAGAACGAGUUUCGAGAUUUUUAAUGAGCAUAAAUUGCUCUUAUAAGCUUAGUUUAAAAAUACACUGCUUAGAAUAUGUUAAUACUAUCAGCUCAUCAAGCUCUCACCAGGAGUUUUCGAAUUUUUGCUUGUUUUACUCAUGAUAAGCAAUACCGGUAUGCAUAAUUGGCAAUGCACAUUUAAACUCCCCAAUUAUUUUUAGCCAACAGCGUAAUGUAUUUUUGACACAACUCUCCUCAUUACCCUGUGAUAGUGUCAUAUAACUUAUUUUGAAAUUGUGCCAUCAUGUUAGCAAGAGCAUCGUUUUAUCCAACACUUCUGUAUAAUGUUGUCAUGGAAAAACUAUCAUCUCGUAUGUGGUACGAUCGGAUUGAUGAAAACGUCAUCUUAGGAGCUUUACCUUUUCGUUCUAUUACUGAAAAACUGGUAGAAGAAGAGAAUGUAAGAGGUGUAGUAUCAAUGAAUGAAGAUUUUGAACUCCAAAGAUGGGUGACCACAGAAGAGGAAUGGAAGAAGAAAGGAGUUAGAUUUCUUCAACUUUGUACCCAAGAUAUAUUUCAUGCUCCCAGCCAAGAAAAACUGGCACGUGGAGUUCAAUUCAUAUUUGAAUUUGUACGUGAAGGAAGUAGUGUUUAUGUUCAUUGUAAAGCUGGAAGAACGAGGAGUGCAACUCUAGUUGGUUGUUACUUAAUGAAGCGCCACAAUUGGACUCCUAAAGAAGCUGUGGAGUUAAUGCGAUCUCGUCGCCCGCACAUCUUGCUAGGAAGAAAACAAUUGGAUGCUUUGGAUAUUUAUCACAAAAAUAAUGUUGAGAAGAAAAGAGAAUCCCUCUGAUUCUGAGAAUGAAAAGGAGAAGUUAAACUUUAUGUUAAAUGUGAAUCAUUCUAACAAUAUUUAUAUUUAAAAAAAAAAAAAAACUAUAUUUAUAAUAUAUU